AGUUAAUCGAGACUUCCAACUCAUAACCCUACCUACCUAUACAAAUCGUGAACUCACCGUACAGCAGCAUAUGCACUGUCCUCCAUCCGACGGGAAGCCAAAGGUAUUAAUUAUUUCUCAGAGAAGUCAGUCAAGGCCGUUCCCCCAUCACCCUCUCGACAGCCGUGAAUGAUAACCAACAAUGGAGGUGGAGAGGCCUAAGAAGAUACAACACCGUGAAGCCGACAAAAAUGAAGAAGACAAAAUCAGUGAUUUGUCUGAUUGUGUUCUCAUUCACAUACUGUCCUUUUUGAACACCAAAGAGGCCGUUCAAACCUGCAUUCUCUCCAAAAGAUGGAUUAAUCUCUGGAAGAAACUUUCCACUCUUACAUUAUCUACUUCAGAUUUUAAGACCAAUGAAAAUUUAGAAAAAUUCGCGUCUCAGCUUUUGUCUCUUCGUGAUCACUCAACCGCAUUGUCUGAUCUCCGUUUGUGCGCCAAUCAUUUAGCGAUCGCUAGCCCAUUCCAAAAGACUAUAGAGUAUGCUGUUUCACACAAUGUCAAACACUUACUAGUCAAUUUAGCUGCUAUUGAACACUUUCCGUCUUGCUUCUUUUCAUGUCUUACAUUAACAACUCUUAAUCUUUCUGCUUACAAUAUAUUUUUUAACUUUGGCCGGACAAUAAUAUUUCCAGAUUUUUUUAAUCUCCCAGAAUUAACUACUUUGUCUCUAAAGUACUUUACCUUUUGUGGCACCAAUGAUGGUUGUGUUGAGCCUUUUUCCGCAUUUAAUAAGUUGAAUACUUUGAUCAUUGACCGUUGUGAAGUUUUUGGUGCAAAAAAAUACCUUCGCAUUUCAAGUGCUAAGCUUGUCAAUUUAACUAUACAUAUGUAUGGUUGCGAUUCUAAGAAAUAUUCCAAAACCUCUUUUGGAAUUGAGUUAUAUUAUGCUCCAAGUCUUCAUGCCUUUGCUUUUACUGGUGGUGAAUGUAUUCAGGAACUCUCCGGGAGCGAGAGUGUCCUCUCUUCUAUCAAACAUUUAAAUAUUCAUUUACCGUAUUGUUGGAAUUUGCGGGAGAAUUCAUUAAUUUUACUCAACUGGCUGGUUCAACUUGCUAAUAUUGAAUCAUUGAUCAUCUCUUCGAAGACUCUUAAGGUUCUUUCCUACUAUCCUGAUUUAUUGAAGGUUAAGUUCGAUUCCUUUUGUAACUUAAAGACACUGAAAAUAAAAAUGGAUGGACCUCAUGGACCUUCAUCUAUACCUCAAGGAAUGCUGGACUUUUUGCUUCAAAACUCGCCCUCGGCAAAGGUUGACUUCAUCAAUUUAUUUAUAAGGCCUGUUGCAUCGGUGAACAAAGCUGUUGGUUGCUGAAAAAACAAAUGGUGACAGAUACAUAAGUUUUUCUAAGAACAUUGGAAUCGUGAGAGAGUCCUCAAAGUAUCGGUGCAUAUAUAACGAACACUUUUGCUCAUUUCCAUUUGCUAGACUUAUUUAUGGCAUCGUUUGAUCCAUAUGGUCAAACCCUUCUUAGUACAAACACUUUUAUAUAUAUGAAUUUAUUUUCCUGCAUUUUAGUAUAUAUUGUUUCUAUUUUGAUUCAUGUAUUCCAACUACUUUGAGGGGAUUUAUAUAUCUGAAUAUUUGUGAACGGUUCAUGUGUUUGAUCAU
Molecule: messenger RNA, 1648 nt
Organism: Trifolium pratense (red clover)
Lineage: Eukaryota; Viridiplantae; Streptophyta; Magnoliopsida; Fabales; Fabaceae
Product: F-box/FBD/LRR-repeat protein At5g53840-like
Exons: 4
Coding region: 182-1351 (389 amino acids)
Molecular function (GO): protein binding
Source: RefSeq, a predicted model, not a curated record